CGGCGCCGGCUCCUCGCGGCCGCCCGGGGCCAAGGCGACGCGAGGUUGUACAAAUCCAUGUGGGACGGCCCCGGGGCGAGCAUCGGAAAGAUCCCUGAUUGAAGCCAUUUCCUUGUACAGACCAUGAAAAGAAUGCAGUGAAAAUCCUGUCCAACAGUGGAAAUACUGGUUUAAUCACCAGUUUAGUGAUAGCAUUUCUUCUCUUCAGUAGCGCCUCAUAGUAUAAGAAAAAUGUAUGGAAGUGCAAGAACAAUCACUAAUCUGGAGGGGAGCCCUUCCAGAUCCCCUCGUUUGCCAAGGUCCCCUCGUUUGGGCCACCGAAGAACAAGUAGUGGGGGCGGUGGAGGAACAGGCAAGACUUUGUCCAUGGAGAAUAUCCAGUCCCUUAAUGCAGCCUAUGCUACGUCUGGACCUAUGUACCUGAGUGACCAUGAGGGGGUGGCUUCAACGACUUACCCGAAGGGCACCAUGACUCUGGGAAGGGCCACAAAUCGAGCUGUGUAUGGGGGCCGAGUCACAGCCAUGGGGAGCAGUCCGAAUAUUGCUUCAGCUGGACUUUCCCACACGGAUGUCCUUUCAUACACGGAUCAACAUGGCGGCCUGACCACCUCAUCCCAUCAUCGUCACCACCAGGUCCCCUCCAUGCUCAGGCAGGUAAGGGAUGGCACAAUGUUAGAUCUUCAGGCUCAGCUCAAGGAGCUUCAGCGAGAGAACGACCUCCUCCGGAAAGAGCUAGACAUCAAGGAUAGCAAGUUAGGCUCUUCCAUGAACAGCAUCAAGACCUUCUGGAGUCCUGAGCUCAAGAAGGAGCGAGUGUUGAGGAAAGAAGAGGCAGCCCGAAUGUCUGUCCUCAAGGAGCAGAUGAGGGUCUCCCAUGAAGAAAAUCAGCACCUGCAGCUGACAAUCCAGGCCCUCCAGGAUGAGCUGCGAACCCAGAGGGACCUCAACCACCUCCUGCAGCAAGAGAGUGGCAACCGCGGGGCCGAGCACUUCACCAUCGAGCUGACGGAGGAGAACUUCCGCCGGCUCCAAGCCGAGCAUGACAGACAGGCCAAGGAGCUGUUCCUUCUGAGGAAGACACUGGAGGAAAUGGAGCUGAGGAUUGAGACGCAGAAACAGACCCUCAAUGCCCGAGAUGAAUCCAUUAAAAAGCUGCUGGAGAUGUUGCAGAGUAAAGGCUUGCCCUCCAAGAGCCUCGAGGAUGACAAUGAACGCACGCGGCGGAUGGCGGAGGCCGAGUCUCAAGUCAGCCACUUAGAAGUGAUUUUGGAUCAGAAGGAGAAGGAAAACAUCCAUCUCAGAGAGGAAUUGCACCGAAGAAGCCAACUUCAGCCUGAGCCAGCCAAGACGAAGGCGCUCCAGACCGUCAUUGAAAUGAAGGACACGAAAAUUGCUUCCUUGGAGCGCAAUAUAAGGGAUCUGGAGGAUGAGAUCCAGAUGUUGAAGGCCAAUGGUGUGUUGAACACCGAGGACCGGGAGGAAGAGAUCAAACAAAUCGAGGUUUACAAAAGUCACUCCAAGUUCAUGAAAACCAAGAUUGAUCAGCUGAAGCAGGAGCUUUCAAAGAAGGAGUCAGAACUUCUUGCCUUACAAACAAAGCUUGAAACCCUUAGCAAUCAAAAUUCAGAUUGCAAGCAACACAUUGAAGUGCUUAAAGAGUCACUUACUGCCAAAGAACAGAGGGCUGCCAUCCUUCAGACUGAGGUAGAUGCACUGAGAUUGCGGUUGGAAGAGAAAGAAUCUUUUCUUAAUAAGAAGACGAAACAGCUGCAGGAUCUCACAGAAGAGAAGGGGACAUUGGCGGGAGAGAUUCGUGACAUGAAAGAUAUGUUAGAAGUAAAGGAAAGGAAAAUCAACGUUCUUCAGAAAAAGAUUGAAAACUUGCAAGAACAACUUCGAGAUAAAGACAAACAGCUGACCAAUCUGAAAGACAGAGUGAAGUCCUUACAGACGGAUUCCAGUAACACAGAUACGGCACUGGCGACUCUAGAGGAGGCUUUGUCAGAAAAGGAGAGAAUCAUUGAGCGCUUGAAAGAACAACGGGAGAGAGAUGACCGGGAAAGACUAGAAGAGAUCGAAUCCUUCCGAAAAGAAAACAAAGACCUAAAGGAGAAGGUCAACGCUUUGCAAGCUGAACUGACAGAGAAGGAGUCUAGCUUAAUUGACCUCAAAGAACAUGCAUCUUCAUUAGCCUCCGCGGGGCUGAAAAGAGACUCCAAAUUAAAAUCUCUAGAAAUAGCCAUUGAACAAAAGAAAGAGGAAUGUAGCAAAUUGGAAGCACAGUUGAAAAAGGCUCAUAAUAUUGAAGAUGACUCCAGGAUGAACCCCGAGUUUGCAGACAGGAUGAAGCAGCUUGACAAGGAAGCAUCCUACUACCGUGACGAGUGCGGCAAAGCCCAGGCAGAAGUCGACCGGCUGCUGGAGAUCCUCAAGGAAGUGGAGAAUGAGAAGAACGACAAGGACAGGAAGAUCGCAGAGCUCGAAAGCUUGACUUUCAGGCAUAUGAAGGAUCAGAAUAAGAAGGUGGCCAACCUCAAGCACAAUCAACAGCUGGAAAAGAAGAAGAAUGCCCAGUUACUGGAAGAAGUUCGCAGGCGAGAGGACAGCAUGGUUGACAAUUCGCAGCACUUGCAGAUAGAAGAACUGAUGAAUGCACUGGACAAGACCAGACAAGAGUUAGAUGCCACCAAAGCACGCCUUGCCUCCACACAGCAGUCCCUGGCUGAGAAGGAAGCCCAUCUGGCCAAUCUCCGGAUAGAGAGAAGGAAGCAGCUGGAGGAGAUCUUGGAGAUGAAACAGGAAGCACUGCUUGCGGCAAUCAGUGAAAAAGAUGCAAACAUUGCCUUGCUGGAACUGUCAGCCUCCAAAAAGAAGAAGACCCAGGAUGAAGUCUUGGCCUUGAAGCGGGAGAAGGACCGACUAGUGCAUCAGUUAAAGCAGCAGACCCAGAACCGGAUGAAGCUGAUGGCAGAUAACUACGACGAGGACCAUCACCACCACCACCAUCAUCACCACCACCACCACCGCUCUCCAGGGAGGUCGCAGCAUUCCAACCAUAGGCCCUCUCCAGACCAGGAUGAUGAGGAGGGCAUAUGGGCAUAGCCGGGCCUGUAAACCAAAGUUCCAGUUUUGUUUUGAGGGAUGAUCCAGCUCUGUCGGAGGCACGUAGGCACAGCCAAAUCUCAUGCUGUACAUUGAUCACCUGUCCAACCUUUGCCUAGAGUGGGAGCCCCCAGUUCCUUCAAGAGAUCCAACUUUUCCUGUCUGUAAAGAAGAAGAGGAGGAGGGAGACAGCGGGGAGGAUCCGGUGGCAGUUUACCACCAGAGCAG
This is a messenger RNA of Elephantulus edwardii (Cape elephant shrew), 3330 nucleotides long. RefSeq names its product ELKS/RAB6-interacting/CAST family member 2 (gene ERC2). Gene Ontology annotation, molecular function: structural constituent of presynaptic active zone. Gene Ontology annotation, cellular component: cytoskeleton of presynaptic active zone. The transcript is spliced from 18 exons. The coding region runs from base 232 to 3102 and encodes 956 amino acids. Lineage: Eukaryota; Metazoa; Chordata; Mammalia; Macroscelidea; Macroscelididae. The record is from RefSeq and is a predicted model, not a curated record. Gene Ontology annotation, biological process: maintenance of presynaptic active zone structure; neuromuscular synaptic transmission; regulation of synaptic plasticity.